AUGCUGGCGCUUCUUCUUUUUUCUUUCCUGCACAACAGCCACCAGCAGCAAGACGAUUGCGAGUUCACACCUCGUAUCAUCAAUUCAACGACGAUAGUCGAGCUUGCAAAUCGUAAUUGCAGUACAAUCACCGGUCCGAUUCGAUUAGAUGAGACAUCUGAUGUGACAUACGAACAGCUCCAGGAAACAUUCCAUAACAUCCACCUGAUACAAGGUCCCAUGGAAAUUGUUAACACGUCAUUCACGAAUCUCAGCUUCAUGAGGACAUUGUUCACUCUACUAUCCCAUUCAGAAGAGGACAAAGGGUGUGAACUGGAUGGACCAGUAACACAGGCGCUUGCGUCUACUUUGGACGAUAACUGCAUAGCCAUAUUUGGUAAUUUUAUUCUUCCACCACUGGAUGCACCUUCUUAUGAUACUCUAUUACGGAAAUUUGGCACUGUUACCACUAUAAAUGGUGAAGUAGCAAUAGUCGGCACGGAACUUGUCGAUUUGAACUUUCUUGGGAGUUUAAGGAAAAUAUUUGUGGAAUACGACCUGAAAGCUACCGAAUUUGUGGAGAAAUUUCUUCGAAUCGAGAAUAAUGAGAAACUCAAAAGACUGGGUUGGGUUCUUCAGUCUGCUGGCGUGAUUACGGUCCAGAUUUCGGGAAAUCCUAACCUGUGCUAUACUUCAGCCGAAGUGUCUGGUCUGCUUACUUCAGAUUAUAUAAAUAGUAUUGAUGGAAGAAUCUGUGAAGAUACAGGAGUGAUAGAUGGUGGUGAAGAUGCCAAACUUACGUGCAGAAUUGGCGGAGAUAGUAAUCUGGCAAAUAUUCCUGCCAAUUGCGGAUCGCUGGUUGGACGGCUCACGAUAGACAACACCACAAACUCCUCGGAGUUAUGGAAACUAUUCAAUGUGACUGCAAUUUAUGGACAACUGCAUAUCAAAAAUGCUUCAAUCACUGGACUUGCUGCAUUGUGGAAAGUGGAACGGGUUAUCAGUUUCCAAGAGAAUGAGACGGCAGUGGUGGUGGAAUCGAAUCAACGUCUGAAGUCGUUCUUUUUGGAGCGUAUCAAAUUGAUAUAUAGUAAACAGCCGGUAAGAAUCCAGAACAACCCUGUUAUGAUGCUUAUGGACGACGAUUGUAAUGAUUUGAACAAAACAGCAAAGGUCGAAAGCGCAGGAAAUCGCCGAAAUUGUCCAGGUAUUGGUGGUUACAACAUCUAA
Messenger RNA from Haemonchus placei, 1209 nucleotides. The record is from the annotation of a GenBank genome assembly. Lineage: Eukaryota; Metazoa; Nematoda; Chromadorea; Rhabditida; Trichostrongylidae.